AUGGCUCAAGGUUAUAAUUUAUCUAUAGACACAGAUGCUGCAUCCCAAAGUCAAAUAAUUACCCAAUUUGAAGAAGAUGAUAGUGGUCAAGUAUCUCCAGUUACCGAUGAAGAUAUCGAACCUGGUCUAGUUUAUGCGUUACGUACUUUUACAGAAACAGUAGAGGGUCGAGCUAAA
Molecule: messenger RNA, 177 nt
Organism: Racocetra persica
Lineage: Eukaryota; Fungi; Glomeromycota; Glomeromycetes; Diversisporales; Gigasporaceae
Source: the annotation of a GenBank genome assembly